Molecule: messenger RNA, 3912 nt
Organism: Prorocentrum cordatum
Lineage: Eukaryota; Dinophyceae; Prorocentrales; Prorocentraceae
Source: the annotation of a GenBank genome assembly
AUGUGCAAUGCUAUUGACUCUACUGCUCAAGGGCGAUUUCGGCUGAAGGUCUCCCCCAAAAGCUCCAGGCUCCGAUCCAGUCAGCUCGCCAGCUCCUGGGGCAGCAAUCUGCGGGUGUCGCCCUGUGCUCUGGCCAUCUCCACUACUGCCAACGCCUGCCUGUCGCAUGUGGACGCGUGGGGGGCGCCGGUGCCGCUCGGGGAUGCGGCCGUCGCCAUCGCCGCGAGAUUCUUGCUGGGGAUCCUGGCCGUGCUCGCGGUCCAGGCGACGGUGUGCACGUGCUUGGUGUCUGUGCGCGUGGUCUUGUGGGGGUUCGCCAAGUCGGAGGUGAGGCCGAACCACAAGGAGGAUAUCGACACCCUGAACGUGGCGGACUUCAAACAGGCGGGACACCGAGGCGGCUUGCCACCUGGCUUCGGCGUUGCGAGAGGUCAGCCCAUGCACCGCUUCACGGAAAGGCCGAAGGGCGCCGCGCUCCAGUCGUGGAUCGACGAGGCGGGCGUCAUGGCGGAGGCGGCUCGGGCGGAGCGGAGGUUGGCGGUGGCUGGCGACGAGCCGGAGCCAGCAGCGGGCCGACUUGUGCUGUGCGGUCGGCGCGGUGACGUCUACUCGCUGCUUGACUCCCUGGCGACGCCGUCGGAGGUGUUCAUCGGGAUCGGCAAGCACGGCCUGCGCGAUCAGGGCCGACGCGGCAUCUUGGCGGGCAUGUUACGGUUGUCGUUGGGCGAGACCUCGAGCCAGGCGCUGAAGGGCUUCGGCUGGGACGCGCUGGCCCCGGCCCUGGCGGCCGACGAGGGGGGCCCCGACGCCUCCGCCGCUGGCCGCAGGUUCUGCAAUUUGAGGAGCUUGGCGGACAGUGCUGACAUGUGUGAGCUCGUGGGCUGGAUGCUGCCGGGGCCGCGCACCACGCCGCACGUUGUCUCGGGGGCCGCGAAGCAGAGCGGUGGGCCAGUCCAGAGGCACAGCAUUUGGAAGCAGGAGAACAAGCUGAACGAAGAUGAGCACAGCGCGGUGGCGCAGGAGAUGUUGCCGGAGAUCCUGGAGCUGGCCGGCACCUACGACCAAGUUGGCGUCUCCAACCUAGCGAGCAUGGAGGCGCUGGCGAGCCACAUGCAGUUCAUCGAACACAAGAUCAAGAAGAAGAAGAAGGAUACGGUGGGGGACUUCGAUUCACAGGACUGCUACCUCAGCCACACUCGCCGCACGGGAGGCGCGAACGCGAGCCCUGAGCUGUUGAAGUGGGCGUCGGAGUCGGCGGCGAGGGUCUCGGCCAUUCUGAAGGAGGACCGGAAGGCGGCGGAGGUUUCGCAGCCCGAUUCGGCGGGCUGCGUCAGCUCGCUGGUGGCGUUGCCGGAGCCCGACUGCCAGGAGGUGGUCAACAGCGAACGUCCGCUUUUGCUUCGCGCCGAUGAGGGCCGCCCAGGCGGCGCCGAGGUGCACUGGGAUAAGACGUCGAAGUCUAACAGAAACGAGCGCGUGCUCUUCGCGCUGGACCUCCCGUUUGGAGGCAUGGUGGAGCUGCGCAUUCGUCGCGCUCGCUGCGAGGUCGAGGACGGCGCCCAGCUUGGGUUCUCGAUCCAGGACGUCGCGGACUGCUUCCACCAGUUCAAGGCGCCGGAGCACAUGGCGCCGCGGUCUGGCGCGCCCCGCUCAGGGCCCGCGAGGUGGACGCAGCAGGCUCAUCGCGAGUUCCCUCGACGCGGGGGCCUCGGGGGCAUCGAGAGCGAACUGGCGGAUCGCCAGGCGGCCAAGGCGACGACCGAGGCAGGCCUGAAGCUGCACGAGGUGGAGGAGAGCAAGUCAGCGGUGGAGGCGCUGGGCCUGGAGCUGGACGGCACCAGGCUGAGGGCGCGGCCGGCGCGUGCCAAGCGCUGGCGGAUUGCGCCCGGCACGCAGGCGACGCUGCGGCGGAGGCGCGUGGCCGGCAGGGGAGUCGAGAAGAUGAUUGACCAGAUCACGCAACCUCUGCUGUCGGGCAUUGCAGCGCUGAUCAACGCGGUGGGCAAUGUCUUUGCGGUGAAGCGAAAAAUCACGCACGCCUUGCUCCUGAACCGCCCGGCCACGCGCGUCUUCAGGGUUGCCUGCGACUUCGCCAGGCAGGAGCUCGCCAACGCUCUCCACUUGCUGCCGCUGCUCUCGGCGCAGUUCGACGCGCCGCGGUCCGAGCGGGCCGCCUGCUCGGGCGCCGCGCUCCGAGGCUACGCGGCGCAGGAGGCCGACGUGGAGCCCGGCGCGGCGGGGGAGGCAGGUCGCCGGAGUGAGUGGCGGCGCUUCCGCGUCGAGUCGGCAGGGCGCCCGCGCGAGACGGCGCUGGCGGAGCUCCCGAGGGGUGGGCCAGAGGCGGCGGCCGCUGCCGAGGCCUGCGCCGGCCCCUUCGGUCAGAGCGGCGGCGGGGCCGGCGCCCUCGACCGAACGGCGGCUUCCUUCAUCGACAAGGUCGCGACAGGCGGGCUGACCACGUUGGACAUUGAGCGCAUCACGCUGAAGACGAGGCAGGACUACGAGAGGAGGCUGCCGCGGUUCGACGACUUUUGCUGGACCCACGGGCUCGAGACGGGGAACGACGCCGAGUUGGAGGAGGCGGUGGUGGAGCACAUGGACCUGGCCGCUGGAGGCCAGAGCUUCAGUGACGAGGGCGCGGGCGCCGUGGGCGGCAGCGGCCGCUAUCGCCAUGGCGCUGCGAGAAAAGGCCCCCGGGCGAUGCGCCGCCUGGCCUCGCUGGGCCGCGGCGCGCAGGUGCCACUGGCCGUGGCCGACCAACUGCUCGAGGGGGCGCUGAAGGGCGGGCGCGCAGGCAGAUUCGUUCGCGUGCUCCAGGGCGCGGGCCUCGGGCGAGAUCGCCUAGGGAAGCUGAUGCGAGGCACGUGCCGUGGUAAGAGGCACCCCGGCGGCUGCGAGCAGCUCCGGCGCAGAAGCCAGGGCAAGGCCUUGCACAAAACGAUGCACGUAGGUGGAGUGGCGUCCGCGAGCACGACGUGGCUCAAGUGCGAGCUGCGGGCCGACAGGCCUCAGGACGCCGCGGGGCCGCCGCGCCCGCCGGGCGAGAAUGCCAGCCGCCCCGUGGCGGCCAGCGCCGUGGAGUUCCCCGCGCCGCCGGAGAUCCCGCCCUGGCGCUGCUGCGCAUAUUCCUACGCGGGCGCGACUCGGUGCCAGGAGGCGCGGCAGCUGUGCGGCCCGGGCCAACGCUUGGCCAUGCCGAAGACGCCCCGCGAGAAAGCGCUGCUGCAGAGCGCGGUCUCCCAGGCGGUCGAGGCAGGGUUGCUGUCCACCAGGUGGCCGUCCAACACAAUCUGGCUCGGCGGCCACUGGCGCGAGGGGGACGCCGCCCAAUGGGAAUGGGACGACGGCGCAGUGAUAGACACUUCGAAGUGGACGCCCGAGCAGCUCAGCGCCAAGGGAAAUCAAGGCCACGAACCAUGUCUGGCGCAAGAUCUCUUCGGGGUGGCCCAGGACUCAGAGCCUGACUACACUUUCGGCGUCAUGUGCGAGGAGGCCAGCGAUGAGGUUGUGGCCGUACAGGUGUGCGCGACGGACGCGCCGAGCUGGGUGUGGGCUGGCGUCGUGGCCGCGGCUCUCUGCGCGGUUGCCAUCAGCAUGCGCGUGUCGGGGGUCCCUUGGGCACGAGCAGCAGCACGAGGAAGAGCGGGCGGGCGGCCCGCGGGCUUUGGCGGAGCGGGGGGCGGACGUGUUCCCGCCCCCCCCCCCGCGCUCCAGGCGCGCUGCCAGCGCCAGUGUUCGGGUCGCCGUUGGUGUUGCUGUUGUCUGGCCUUUUGGUGCCACUGUGGGUCUUUUCCUCAGGCUGCACUUGUCCUUCCAGGCCCAGGCCUAGCUCAUAUUCCGUCUGCCCUGGUGGGUGAGCCUCCGUCAUGGCGCGCUUCUGUUUCGCGCUCCGUGUGGGCAAGGAGGUCUUGA